GAGACGAGCACACCCAGCGGGUCUGAUCGGUGAAACUCAUGUUUCUAGAGGGAGAACGGAUUAUGAACGCGUUCGGGCAGCAGCCGUCGAGCCAGCAGACCAGUACCCUCCAGCACCACAACGCGCAGGACAUCCUGGACAUGACCGUGUACUGCGACACCAACUUCAGCAUGUACCAACAGAACCUCCACCAUCACCACCACCACCACCACGCGCAGAGGCCACCUGCGCAUCCUUCCAGCUACGGACUCGGCGAAUACACCUCAGCCACAGCCAACCCGUACCUGUGGAUGAACAGCCCAGGUAUCACCUCAUCCCCCUAUCUCUCCGGCCCGAACGGAGGCUCUUACAUUCAGUCAGGAUUUGGGUCGAACCAGCGGCAGUUUCUUCCUCCUCCCACCGGCUUCGGAAACGCGGAUCUCGGUUGGCUGUCCAUUUCAAGUCAGCAAGAACUUUUCAAGAUGGUCAGACCGCCUUAUUCCUAUUCAGCGCUGAUUGCGAUGGCUAUUCAGAACGCGCAGGAAAAGAAACUGACGCUCAGUCAGAUUUAUCAGUAUGUGGCGGACAACUUUCCUUUUUAUAAGAAAAGCAAAGCCGGAUGGCAGAACUCCAUAAGACACAAUCUGUCCUUGAACGAUUGCUUCAAGAAAGUCGCGCGGGAUGAGGACGACCCUGGGAAAGGUAAUUACUGGACUUUGGACCCCAACUGCGAGAAAAUGUUCGAUAACGGCAACUUCAGAAGGAAGAGAAAGAGAAGAGCUGAUGGAAACGCCAGUAGCCUGUCGGUAAAAUCCGAGGACGCGCUGAAAUUGGCGGACACGGCGAGUCUGAUGAGCGCUUCCCCGCAGAGCCUCCAGAACUCUCCGACCUCAAUCGAACCUAAAUCGUCCCCUUCACCAUCCGCAGAGCACAGCCCGUGUUUUAACAACUUUAUCGGUAACAUGAACUCGAUAAUGGCUGGAAACGGCAACGGGAUCAGAAGCAGAGACGUCAGUUCUGGACACUUGGGGGAUUUUACGCACGGCAUGUCUGGACAUGAAAUUGCCCCUCCAUCAGAACCAGGCCAUCUCAACACCAACAGACUGAACUACUACUCAGCGUCCCAUAACAACAGUGGCUUGAUCAACUCACUCUCCAAUCAUUUCAGUGUCAAUAAUCUCAUUUACAACCGGGACGGAACAGAAGUUUAGAAUUUGUGAACCUCUAAUGUGCUCUGUGAGUACAUGGACAGUCUGUUCUUACAUUAGACUUCAUUUCUAUACACGCUCACCUCAGUCGCACAGUUCAUUUUCAUUCAGACUCUCUGGUGUUUUGGGAUGCAUCAGCAAGUGGGUUUGCAUGAUUUACAUUUAUUCUGCUAUGAAUAAAUGGUAACAUUGCACCAAACUGUGAUACUUAACAAGUCCACACAUGUCUAUUUCCCAGGCCACCAUAACA
Molecule: messenger RNA, 1437 nt
Organism: Sinocyclocheilus rhinocerous
Lineage: Eukaryota; Metazoa; Chordata; Actinopteri; Cypriniformes; Cyprinidae
Product: forkhead box protein I2-like
Exons: 2
Coding region: 39-1190 (383 amino acids)
Biological process (GO): anatomical structure morphogenesis; cell differentiation; regulation of transcription by RNA polymerase II
Molecular function (GO): DNA-binding transcription factor activity, RNA polymerase II-specific; RNA polymerase II cis-regulatory region sequence-specific DNA binding
Source: RefSeq, a predicted model, not a curated record